Zingiber officinale is the source of this 8277-nucleotide messenger RNA. RefSeq names its product metal transporter Nramp5-like. Gene Ontology annotation, molecular function: cadmium ion transmembrane transporter activity; manganese ion transmembrane transporter activity. Bases 6577 to 8145 code for a protein of 522 amino acids. The record is from RefSeq and is a predicted model, not a curated record. Gene Ontology annotation, cellular component: membrane. NCBI's taxonomy places the organism in Eukaryota, Viridiplantae, Streptophyta, Magnoliopsida, Zingiberales, Zingiberaceae. The transcript is spliced from 13 exons. Gene Ontology annotation, biological process: metal ion transport.
CUAGGCUUAAAAGGCCGGUGCACCUUGAGGUCGGUCACCACUCCGGCGAUGGAGCCGGCGGCCGAGGCAACGGUGAUGGCGAGGCAUGCGAGGCUCAGCAUCUGGAGGCACACCCACCUCGUGUUCCACCUCUCCACUUUCUUCUGCACGAUGUACAUCUCCACAGGGAAGUACACCGUCAGCGGCCAGAACCCGACGGCGCCGAGUAGGCCCACCACAUCGUUGAAGAAGGGCAGAAGCAUUGAAACCACCGUCGUAGCCACCACGAACGCCGAACGCCAUGUCGUCCUAAAAAUAUUGAACUUGUACGGCGAUCGGUCCCCCGGCAUCGGGAUCUCGAUCUCGGCGGUGAUGAACCGGGACUUAGGCCACGAUCGAGCGGGCCCAUUUCUCGACGAAGGCGAAGAGCGGCUAGCAGUAGACCUGGUAAGCGCCGACGAGGUGGACGACGAUGGCGGCGUUGGCGAUGUCCAGGAGCCAGUAGGGGUUGUAGAAGCCAAAGCAGGUGAGCAGGUUCCCCGGCGCCGUGUCGCCGAAGGAGGCGUAGCCCAUGCAUCCGCAGAGCAUGUAGAAGAGCGUGGUGGUGAGCACGCUGAUGAGGGUCGCUUUCUUCAUCACUUUCGCCUCCGAAGAGAAAUACCUGGAUUUCAAUGAGGAGAAUGGAGUAGGAGUAGGCGAAUGCGAUGUCCCCGAAGGCUUGAAGGGUGCGACAUACCUUUUCCAUCUCGCUCAUUGUGCCUGCCGAUGCUGAUCCCAGUGAGACUACCUCUGAUGCCUCCAUUUUCUGAUGACAGAAAGACAAUUCCAGAGAGCAAAUUUUAGUCCUGGAACUUGAGUUGAGGUAUUGAAUUCAACUAGUUGAUGGUUCGAUGAAGUGUUUACUGAUAACUUGGACGAUGCCGAGACUGAGGCCGAUGGAAGAGUAGGUGAAGGACAUGGCAGCAGCGACGAUGGAGAGCCACCAAAUCUGGUCGAAAUCUGGAAUCUGAGAGAAGAGAAUCUCGAUGAUGGCAAAGAAGAUUAUGUAAGGAUUGCUGUCUACUUGGCAUGGGCUGUCAUCCCUAUUUUUGUGGAAACAGUUUGAUCUUUUGAUUGCCCUGUUCCAUAAUCAAAACCGACAUAAAAAUCCAAUUUUGACAAUGGAUUAUCAGAUGAAGUGCAUGUACAUUUGUUCUACUUACACCAUGCUAAUGGAAGCAGCAAUGGUGUAUCCGAUCGUGACCCCAACUAUGUUGAGAUACUGGAGGUAGCCACAGAUCUUGGCUUUGAAACCAUCUAUUUGUUUAAACGCAGAGCAGAACAAAGAUAUCUUGCAAGUGAGUUUUGGAUGCAAAAUGUUCAUUUUUUGUGACUGAAUUCAGUGUUGGACUUACUGAGAUUAGCUCGUGCAGCAUCCAUGUAAGUGUAGUUACGUUUGCCAGAGAUGGGAUCGCCAGAGCGGUAGCAGUCAGCCAGGAGAGAAGAAGUGUAGUAGGUAACAAAUGAGAAGAGUAACAUGACGGCAGGACCGGCAACCCAUCCAAGCUGACCAUUUCCCAGGCCAAAGAGAGCACGCCAGAGCCAAUCACCGCUGUUAUGAUGUGUGCACUUGCAGUCCAAACAGUCCCUGUGAAGACUCAAACUUAGCUACAAUUUGAGAAAAGUGAUGUUUAGAAGAACCUCUAAACUACCAGUUCUCUUGAGCCGGCCGUCGUCAUCAAAGCAUUUGGUAGGUUCCUGAGGUAGGCCUAGUUCUAAUGCAGCUUGGUGAUAGUAACUUGUGGCGAUGCCAUUAUUGGCCAUCUUCAUCCAAAACAAGAAUUCAAUUCAGUGAAACAACUCAUUCUACAAGAAUUCUUCAGUUUUUGCUCUGAACAAAUGUUAGUUCAUGUGCAGAAGGUUUUUUGCUGAUUGAUUAAACCUUAUUCCAGUAUGAAUUGCUCAACAAGCAGCAAGUACAAAUUCUAUAAGUGGAACAUUAAAACUCACCUUCUGCAUUGAGAUUAUGACUCAGCUUCUACUAAUCCUGGAAGAUAUCAGGUGGUGAUGAUUAUUGAGGGGCUUCAGAGUUGGGUUUUAUAGGGCACAGGCAGUGUGGGCUUCACUCAUUGGAGGUGCGCAUCUUCUUCCUUCGUGUAUGCGAUUCUAACUGUCCUUUUGAUGAGGAAUAAUAGGAUAAUAUAUAAGUAGGUUCCUCCAUACUGAAUUAAUACAUGUUUAUUGUAAUGGAAGAAUUUUAUUGGUUGCUGCUUGAGGCAUGCCCUUAUUCCCACUUUAUGUGAUUGAGGAGAUGGUGCUUGUUAUAUAUGACUCGGUGAAUCAAAAAAUUAUUGUGAAAUUUCUAGUCUCGUUGUUUAGAAUUGCAGGAUUUUUAUAUUCAGAUUAGUAUGUCUAACUGAAAUAUCACUAUGGUUAAUUUGGCACUAAAAAAAAAAGAUAAAAGAUUUUAGACUCCUUUGUUCAUGUUUGAUUACUUUUACUGGAUUUAUUAAAAUAUUCUUUUACUCCAGAAAAAGAAUGGUUGAUCAAUGGUACUUAAAAAAAGUAAGAACUACAAGAUCAGAGGCUCAGAGCAUCUGCUGAUUACCUAUAUAUGAGUGGUUGUAUAGUGUACCUUCUUAAAGAUUCUGCAUGAGAGAACCUUAGAAAAUGCCUUUCAGAUGGGAAUCUUUGAAUGCCUUUUUCUCCACUAUCCAAUGGUUGAUUGCUAUUGCAAGAUUUCUUAUUAGAAACUUGCCAAACUAAUCAUGAUCUAGAUCAUUUUUCACCCAAUAACUAAUGUUUUAGACUCGGGAUGGAUCAUUGAAGAUGCAUCGACUUGGGUUCGUUUGGUCAAAAGUUCUAAUGAUUCUAUUGACCUACAUGAAAAUAUUGGAACAAUGAAGAAUGACAUGAAGUCAACACAUUUGUUUUGCGCCGGGUUUGAAGAGUUCGAUCGAGUUGGUUGUAUCUAGAUUUUUGUUUCUGAGACAGGAUUGACUAGUUACUAUGAUUGCUUGCAUUAUGUAAAAAAUAUGAUUAUGACAUUGUUUCCUCAUUAAAGAUGAGAUGAUUAAAGAAGGUGACAUGAUGGAUCCUAUCUAUGACUUGGCCUCUGUGAUGCAACUGUCAUUGCAUCAUUUAUAGGCUGGAAUUCUGAUUUAGAUGUGUUUAAUCAUUCUCCUAUAUAUGAUAAUUUUAUAUCACUAUGUAUAAAACAAGUGUGAUUAAUCAUAUUUUAAUUUCAAGAGAAGAUGGAGUCUUUCUUUAAGGUUAACAUCUAUCUCGUGUCACUAAGAUGAAGCCACACACAUCUUUACUUUGCCAAGGAAUAGAAGAAAUGUCUCUAUAUUAACUUUAGCAAAGAUGUAGAAGGCUGACUAAUGAUGUGGAAAUUCACUUCCAUGAAGUAGAGUAGAAGGUGAAUUGAUUGAAAUCGUAAUUUCUUUUUUUGAGGAGAAAUAUUGCAAAGUAUGAGAGGAGACAAUGAAAAGAAAAGUGAAUUUAAAAUGGAAGGAGGGAAAAAAAUGGCGAGUGUACUUAAACUCAUCCUUCUACAAUUAAGAACUAAUUGUCUCCAGUAUUUUAAAUGGUGAUCGCCUAGGCAGAAGGUGGACAUCAACCGCACCGCCUUUGCCAUAGACGGUACUGUAGGCGGUCAAAGAUGAGGCGAGGUGGCGGGUGAGGCGGUCAAGGAAGUAGGUGAGUUGAUCAAAGUCAAAAAAAUUUAAAAAACCCUAGAUAUAUUAAUACACUUUUGCUCCCUUCCAAACAUAAAUAACUUCGCCAACCAACCAAGUCACCCACAACCCACCUGAGCCACCUCCUUCUACUUGGAACCACCCCCACCCCUGCCACAGCCGUUGCCGGCGCAACCACUGCCUGCCUCAGCCACCAACAUACUAGGUUAGCUUUUAUAUAUUUCUAGUAAGUUUUUGUUCUAGUUUUUGAUCUUUUAUUUAAUUAUUGAAGAUUAAUAACGGAAAAUGAGAAACAACCGAACGUGGAAUUGAAGUGAAAGUCUAGUGAUAUUGUUUUGGAUUAUGGGGUGUUGUAUUGCAAUGAAAAAAUAGAUUGGAUCAUAUGCAAAUUGUGUAAGAGGCUUAUUAAGGGAGGAGUUUAUCGGAUGAAAUAUCAUAUUGUGGGUAUUGUAGGACAAGUUGAAACAUGUCUUAAAGCAUCCGACGAAGACAAAAAAAAAAAAGAGUAAGAGCUUAUCUUGAAAAUAGCAAGAAUAAAAAACGAUAAAGGGUGGAAGAACUAAAAGAGGAGAUGACGGAAGUAAAUAUAGGUGUUGAUGUAGAGGAUUAUAAUUGUCAAGUGGAGGGAGAUUCUUCUAAAAAGAAGUCGAAGCACCUCGGGCCUAUUGAUAAGUGGACAUCCGCACAUGUUGGAUUGAAACUUUGAAUUUUAAACUUAGGCUUUUGGUAAAAGUAAUGAUAUUACUUUUUUUUAGUAUUAAUAUGGUGAUAAAUCUUUAUUAAUUAUGUUGUUAGUUGCAUUUAUAUAUUUAUUUGUAUUUUAUAUAAAUUGUAUUGUAUUGUAUGAAGCUUAUUUAUGAAUAAACAUCAUUUCAUUACAUAUAUUACAUAAAGAAUGAUGACUAUUUAUAAUAUUAUGUAUAAAAAAUAGUAUAAAAAAAAUCAACCACCUAGGCAAUUGAGACGGUAGGCAGUACUAACGGCCUCGCCACCGCAUACCGCCUAGCCACCACGUACCACCUACCGUCAUUUACAACACUGAUUGUCUCUCGUGUUAAGCACAAAUAAAAAUGAAAGGCUAAGUUUGUCAUCCUCAACAAAGGUACCUCUUCCUCUAUCCCAUCACAAUUUUGUAUCAUAUUAAUCAUUAUUGAUAUUGUAUUGACAGACUUAGGAAACUAAUUAAGACUCUUACACGUGAAAAUUCAUGUUCAGUCAACUUAACUAUUCUGUCAUCUUAUUGAAACCGGCCUUUCAAAUGCAUUCAAUGUUAACUCUACAUAAUUUAAACUAUUUAAUUUCUGUAAAUUUCCCCUGCAAUUGUAAGUUAGGUGAAACAUGGAAGGAAAUUUACUGUCUUCUAUAAUUUUCCUACCUUAUGCCUUUCCUACUUCCUUUCUCCUGCCUUAUUUGUGUAUGCCUGCACUAAAUUCCUUCCUUAAGCAUGCGACUUAAAACUGCCAUGAAGAGACUUCAACUCCUCAAAGGAUGAAACAACAUGAAGCUUUUGUAGCUAGUAAAUAACCACCACAAACUGAAUCAUUGCAGCGGCAAUCGUAUCAGAGAUUGUCGCCUUCCGGCUCUAGCUUAAUUGGUCUAUCCGAUUCGAUUUCGAAAACGUUAGUGCACGACUGUCUUCUCUUUUAAGAGAUGAUAUCCUUUGUUCCACGGUGAGAAUAUUAUCGAGAAGGGCAUAAUGGAGUAAUUAGCAAGUAGAAGAUAAGGUUUAAAGUUAUUUCUCAGUAACCUUUCAGAAACACGGCUGUCAUCAUGCUUUCAUUUAUUUGCUUCUGUUUUCAUGUAUUUUUAUAUUAGUUAACUGCCAUAUUUGCAAGGACUGGUAUGGCCAUAUCUCAAGCAUGGUAAAAAUAUAUAGACACACACAUCUGCAACACCAAAUUAAGCCCUCAACCUCUUUGCCAAUGCAACCGUUUGCUGAAAAUCUUUUCUCUGAGCUCGAUGACAUCCCUGGUCUUUCCGUCGAAGAGGCAAUUCCCAAUGAUCCCGUCUUGAUGCUUCCUUACAACAUCUUUGAUGAUUCAUGGUUGUGGGAGAGAAUACCCGAAGAUGAUACUACUUGUGGUUCUGAAUCUAAUUCAGAGAUUAUGUUUCAAGGGAGGAAGUUGCCCAAGAAGCCGAGGACCAAGAGGUUUGGAAGGCGGACAUGGUCUUUGCGACCUCCAACACUAUGGCAUCCUAUUGCAAUAGCAACUGCAAAGGAUAACAAGAUAUGCUCUCACUGUGGGACCAAUGACACCCCGCAAUGGAGAAGAGGACCUGAAGGAGUGCAAACUCUUUGCAACGCCUGUGGAAUCCGCUUCAAGUCCGGUCGCCUCUUGCCUGAGUACCGUCCCUUGGCGAGCCCAAACUACAACACAGAUUGCUCCAACAGACACAAGAUGGUGAUGAAAAUAAGAGGGAACCAAAAUGAGAACUGAUCAUGGAGUUCAAAGUCUACUUAAACUAAGUCUGUGUGGAAUAAUAGUAGUUGGCUUAUUGAUUCAGUGUCUUAGCUUAUGAAACUUCCAAAGGAGUUAAAUCAAGGUGUUAAUGACAAUACAUUGAUCAAAAUUUGUAACACCAAAACUUGUUUGUUUGUUUUUGUUUUUUUAGUCAAUCAAGAACGAUGCAUGAGUUUCCCCUUCUUUGCAGUAAAAUCUUAGGCCAGUUGGUGCACUUGUUUGCAUAUUAAUCUUGUUGGAUAUUGGCAGGUCAAUCCACACCAACUACCUUUCAUGGUACGCUAGAUUGAAGUUUUAAAUCUCCCCCUGCAUAGAUUUUCCAACCACUGUCAGUGAUACAUAUCUAUCAUUAUUUUAGUCUGGAGUACAAUGGAAACUGAGAUUAUAUUUACUUUAAUCCACCAAGAAACUGAGAUUAUACUAUUUUAAGCCACCGAGGAUUAUAAAAGCAGGCCAUGAAGAGCUCUAGGGACACUGCAAUCACCAAGAAAGCAAGGAAAGGAAUGGAGAGCCCAGUGAGCCAAGAACCCCAGCACCAGACACCAGGGUGGAAAAGAUUCUUUGCUCAUAUUGGCCCUGGUUUCCUUGUCUCUUUGGCCUACCUUGAUCCUGGAAACUUGGAAACUGACUUGCAAGCUGGAGCAAAUCAUAGAUACGAGCUCUUGUGGGUGAUACUAAUUGGUUUGAUCUUUGCACUCAUUAUCCAAUCAUUGUCAGCAAAUCUGGGGGUGACUACAGGGAAACACCUGGCUGAACUAUGCAAAACAGAGUAUCCUAUAUUUGUGAAGUAUUGCCUUUGGCUAGUGGCAGAGCUGGCUGUGAUUGCUGCUGAUAUACCUGAAGUGAUAGGAACAGCCUUUGCUCUCAACAUCUUAUUCUAUGUUCCAGUUUGGGCAGGAGUGCUUUUGACAGGGCUGAGCACCUUGAUAUUGCUUGGAUUACAGCGAUAUGGGAUCAGAAAGCUUGAGUUGUUGAUAUCAGUUCUAGUGUUUUUGAUGGCCGCAUGUUACUUCGCGGAGGUGAGCUACGUGAAGCCACCUGCAGCAGAGGUGAUGAAGGGCUUGUUUGUCCCAAGACUGCAAGGCGAUAGCGCCACCGGAGAUGCCAUUUCUCUCUUGGGUGCGCUUGUAAUGCCUCACAACUUGUUUUUGCAUUCAGCACUGGUGCUGUCAAGGAAGACGCCAUCUUCCACCAAAGGAAUCAACGAUGCCUGUAGAUAUUUCUUGCUAGAGAGUGGUUUUGCAUUGUUCGUGGCGUUGCUCAUCAACAUCGCAGUGGUCUCAGUCUCCGGAGCCGUGUGCGCUACUACUGAUCUCUCUGCUGAAGACUCUGAUAGAUGUAGUGAUUUGACCUUAAACUCUGCGUCUUUCUUGCUCAAGAAUGUGCUGGGCAAAUCAAGUUCCAUCAUCUAUGGAAUCUCUUUAUUGGCCUCCGGCCAAAGCUCUGCGAUCACAGGCACGUAUGCUGGCCAAUAUAUUAUGCAGGGUUUUCUAGACAUCAAAAUGAGAAUAUGGUUGCGAAACCUUGUGACUCGAUGCAUCGCGAUCUGUCCCAGCCUUAUUGUAGCCAUUAUUGGAGGAACAACGGGAUCAGGGAGGCUCAUAAUCAUAGCAUCGAUGAUCCUCUCCUUCGAGCUGCCCUUCGCCCUCGUCCCUCUCCUCAAGUUCAGCAGCAGCAGCACCAAGAUGGGGCCUCAUAAGAACUCCAUCUACAUAAUUGUGAUCUCAUGGGUCCUCGGCUUGGGCGUGAUUGGGAUCAACAUCUACUACUUGAGCACGAGAUUCGUGACUUGGAUUAUCCACAGCAGCCUCCCGAAGCCUGUGACGGUCUUAAUUGGGGUCGUGGUCUUCCCUGCAAUGGUGUUUUACGUGAUGUCUUUGAUCUACUUGAUGUUCAGGAAGGACACGGUGGUGACCUUCGACGAGAAGUUGGAGGCUUCGAUGGAGCAGGGAAUGCAUGGAGUGAGCGGCGGCGCUGAGGUGGUGCCCUGCAGAGAGGACCUCGCUCGUGUCCGUCUGCAGUAGUGAAAAUCCAGGGUUUGUUUGUAAAAACUGAAGGGCCUACCUUGAUGUAAUUAAGCAAUUUACGUGUGUCUUUUGGAUUAUUUAUCUUCGUAUCAAUUGUUACUUUGAAAUAAAGUUGAGAUUCACGUAUCC